Pseudophryne corroboree (corroboree frog) is the source of this 2241-nucleotide messenger RNA. RefSeq names its product vomeronasal type-2 receptor 26-like. Gene Ontology annotation, cellular component: plasma membrane. The transcript has 6 exons. Bases 1 to 2241 code for a protein of 746 amino acids. Lineage: Eukaryota; Metazoa; Chordata; Amphibia; Anura; Myobatrachidae. Gene Ontology annotation, biological process: G protein-coupled receptor signaling pathway. The record is from RefSeq and is a predicted model, not a curated record. Gene Ontology annotation, molecular function: G protein-coupled receptor activity.
AUGACUAAAAUACCAUAUUAUAUGAAUUCAGGAGACAGAGGCAUAGUCAGGAGACCUGAGCAAAUGGGAAACAAUCUGGGUUUUGGACAAGAAGCUAGUGAAAAUAAGUCCAGAAAAGGUUCAAGGUCAGGAUUGCAGAUACUAGAGAAUUCAAAGAGUUCUGGGCCAAAAACAAUCAAUUAUGGAGCCACUGACCCUGUCCUAAAUGACAGACAAUUAUAUCCAACUUUUUCCCGGAUUGUCCCAGAUGAUCAGGACCGUUAUGCAGCUAUUGUUAAGUGUCUGCUCCAUUUUGGUUGGAACUGGGUUGGAGUCAUUACACCAAGUAAUGAUAGUGGGGACAUGGAAUUACUGGAACUGAGUAAACUGAUGAGCCAGCAUGGGAUCUGCAUUGAGUAUAUAAUUAAACUUUCCAUUAAUACAAGAAUUAAUAGAAGGAAACUUCAGGAGAUGAAACAAUUUACAGCUAGAAUUAUAGUAAUAUGUGGUCUUGGUUCCAUAUAUUUUGCUUAUUUUAUUUAUGAGAAUCAAGCUAUUAAUGAGGAUGUCACAGUAAUCCUCAGUGACGCGUGGACUAAUGUAAAAUAUUUUAAUGGUAUCUACUUCCCACCCAUAAAUUGUAGCUUAAUUUUUAUAUUGCCUCCUAAAAAAAUCCCCAACAUUAAUAAUUUUAUUCUCAAUGUAAACCCAUUUGAAAGACCUGAUGACCCCAUACUGGAAGAUAUUUGGCUCCUGUGUCAUCACUGUCUUUCACAAAACAUUUUCAAAAAUAAGUUAUAUCAGCUUAUGUAUAACGUUUCUGGACAUAAUUGCAGUAGGAAAAGUUAUAUUCCAGAGAAAUUUUAUGGCGUUGCACAAUCGAAGCCCCACUAUACAUACAUGUCAGUAUAUGCUCUGGCUCAUGCUCUGAACAGAAUGAAUCUGCAUAAAAAUAAAGAUAAAUCUUUUGAAUUAAAGCAAACACGACUCUCUAUGAGAAACCUUCAUUACACAGAUCCCACUGGAGAAGAGAUGACCUUCAAUGAGAGAGGAGAUCUGCCCUCUAAGUGGUCAGUUGCAAACUGUGUUAUAUAUAAAACUAACACAUCAUAUAAACUUGUUAUAAAGCCUGUGACCACCUUUGAAGAAUCAGAAGAUGACCAGGUUUCUAAUAUCAAAGCAGGAGAAAUCACGUGGAGAAAUGGCAUGGAUGUAAGCUUUCAUGAGCAGAUCACAAAAUCUCGGUGCAAUGACAGAUGUCCUCCUGGAUACAGAAAAGCUUUUAAUGGAGGAUUCCAUGUCUGCUGCUAUGACUGUGUCCCAUGUUCUGAGGGAGAAAUUUCUAAUACAACAGAUAGUGAGAUCUGCCAUAGAUGCCCUGAUGAAGAGUGGCCGGAUGAGAGAAGAGUGAGAUGUGUACCCAAAAUAUAUGACUUUCUGUCCUAUGAAAAGGACCUUGUGGUGCAAAUAUCUGCAGUAACAUCUUUAUCUUUCUCUGCCAUAACAUUAUUUAUAUUAGGGAACUUUAUUUAUUACUGGGACACCCCAAUUGUGAAAGCCAAUAAUCGGGCUGUAAGCUUCAUUCUCCUGGUCUCCAUCUUGCUGAGCUUCCUCUGUGUGUUCUUGUUCCUCGGCCGACCAGUGGAUAUAACCUGCAGACUCAGACAGACAUCAUUUGGGAUCUUCUUCUCCACAGCUCUCUCUUCUGUAUUAGCCAAGACGGUCACUGUCUUCAUUGCUUUCAAAGCCACCAAACCCGGCAGCUCCUGGAGGAAGUGGGUCACACUCAAAGUAUCUAAACAUGUGGUCAUUGUGUUCUCCUCUCUCCAAGCUCUGAUCUGUGGUAUCUGGCUGACUGUAUCUUCUCCCUACCAGGAGUAUGACCAUCACUCCUAUAAGGGAAUGAUCAUCAUUCAGUGUAAUGAGGGGUCAGUGCUUUGGUUAUACUCUAUGCUGGGUUACAUGGGGAUCCUGGCAUCUGUGAACUUUAUUCUGGCUUUCAUGGUGAGGACAUUACCGGACAGCUUUAAUGAGGCCAAGUACAUCACCUUCAGCAUGCUGGUGUUCUGCAGUGUCUGGAUUGCAAUGAUCCCGGCCUAUCUGAGCACCAAAGGGAAAUACAUGGUAGCUGUGGAGAUAUUCGCCAUACUGACCUCAUGUGCUGGAGUUCUGGGCUGUAUAUUUUUCCCAAAGCUGUAUAUUCUGCUUAUAAAACCUGAAUUUAACUCCAGAAAAACAAUACUGGGGAAAAAUAGUACAUAA